This is a messenger RNA of Prorocentrum cordatum, 502 nucleotides long. Lineage: Eukaryota; Dinophyceae; Prorocentrales; Prorocentraceae. The record is from the annotation of a GenBank genome assembly.
AUGUACAAGGCGAAGGAGAUCAACAUUCGCAAGUACCAGGAGGUGGCGCCGGUGGCCACCCCGAGGGGCUCGCCCACGACGUGCAUGGUCUGCAUGGAGGACUUCGGGCGCUCCGACUGGGUUUCGAUGCUGCCUUGUGGUCACUUCUGCCACCCCGCCUGCACGAACACGUGGCUGUGCGAGAAAUGGGCCUGUCCGCUCCGCUGCGAAGUGCUGCCCGCCUCCGAGCGCGAGAAGGCCGCCGCGCAGGCCGCCGCCGCGGCGGCCGGCGGCGCGGCGCCGCCCCCGCAGCCGGCCUCCGCCGCAGUGCGGAUCUCGGCCGCCGCGCGGCAGGCGGCGGCGCAGCAGGCGGCCCGCGACGCGACGCCGACGCCAUCGCCAGCGGCGCCCCGCGACGCGGCGCCGCCGCCCCGCCUCGCCGAGGCCGUGCAGCUGGCCCUCGCACAGCGGGCGGCGUCCGCGGCCGCCAGCGCCCCGGCGAGCCCCGCUCGGAGCACCGCAG